This is a messenger RNA of Neoarthrinium moseri, 1491 nucleotides long. RefSeq lists its product as uncharacterized. The record is from RefSeq and is a predicted model, not a curated record. The transcript has 5 exons. Lineage: Eukaryota; Fungi; Ascomycota; Sordariomycetes; Amphisphaeriales; Apiosporaceae. Bases 1 to 1491 code for a protein of 496 amino acids.
AUGAAGUCCGACGUCUUAGAAGCGCUUGUUCUAAUAGCAUUAAUCAUCGGCCAAGCAGCUUCUCAAGCUGCAAGCCCGGCGGAUUCGAACCUAACUGCCAUAGUCGAGUAUCUAGAAGCGUCAGUACCCAAGUGUGCCUUCGACUGCUUCGUCUCCACCAUACCAAAAUCCAGUUGUGCUCUAACCGACACGGCAUGCAUCUGCAGCAAUGCAGGUCUGGCAGAAGCUCUUGGUAGCUGUAUGGUAGCUGCCAAGUGUACAGUCAUAGAACAACUUCAAACCCAACGAUUCGAGAAAAUUAUGUGUGGAGCAGAAGUACACGAUGACAGCAACCACAUUUUGGCGACCACUUGGGCUUUGUACUCCACUGCCCUAAUCUUCGUUGCUGCGCGGUUAUGGGGACGCGCUCCUCACCUAUCACGUAAUGCUUGGGAUGACUGGACUAUAAUCGCCUGCCUGGCAAGUCAGAUGAUCCUUGCGCAACGUGAUGGCGUGCUGACGUAUAUAUUACAGCUAGCUCUCACACCUGCCAGUGCAAUUGCCCACUUGAUGGUCAAUUCAGGGCUGGGCCGUGAUAUAUGGAUGCUCGACCCCGACGAUAUCACCAACACUCUAUUCUACUUCUUCAUUGAAGAGUAUCUUUACACAUUCCUCGUGGUAUUCACCAAGAUCUCGAUCUUAUGUCUGUAUAUUCGCAUAUUCACGGUCGCGCGAUUCCGAUGGCUCUGCUAUAUCCUGGUUGGUAUUGUCGUCGCCUUUGGCAUCAGUUGCUGGGUUUCUACAGGCUUCAAUUGCAUACCUAUCACGUUCAUGUGGCAGGGUUGGGAUGGUGCACAUGUUGGCACUUGCAUGGAUACAAGCAAACAAACCUUUGCUCUAGCGGGCGUCAAUAUGAGCCUUGAUGUCCUUAUUUUCCUGCUUCCUAUUCCCCAACUGCUAGCACUCCAGAUGAACUUUAGGCGAAAGCUUGGAGUGAUACUCAUGUUCGCGGUUGGCUUGUUUGUCACUUUGUGCUCCAUCAUUCGGCUGCGAACUAUAAUGGAAUUCGGUAAGAGCACCAAUCCGACGUACGAAUACUCUGCUUUGGCCAUCUGGUCUCUUGUCGAAAUCGAUGUCGGCGUUAUCUGCGCGUCAUUACCCGGUGUGGCUGGACUCCUUCAGAGGCUAUGGCCUCGGGUGUUCUCGACGAAAGGCAGCUCCGAUAGAUCUUACCCGCGACCGGCUUCUGAAAACAGUGGGGGCUUGAACUCGUUCCGUGGACAUCGCGGAUUCUCCCGCAUGAACGAUCGCAAAAACAUCUCUAAAACAACAAGCGUUACAAUAUCAUAUGCAGAACCAACCAUGUACGAUACGAAGAGUGACGAGCUUGAGCUUGUGGAUCGGCAGGAUAAGGCGGCCAAAUCAACAGAUCUUGAGAUGGCGCUUGAUCAGGACCUGGCUAGUCAGUACCAGCCUGGCUCAGAAACACGAAACUACAGAACGCAGUGGUAG